UUCUAAAUCAAAGGAAUGAAUGAAUACUUAGCAGAGAGUUUCUUGAAUUCUGGUAUUGUUUUAGUUUUAGUGCCUCCUCCCUGUGUCUUCCCAUUUUUUUACCAUGGAAAAGUCUACAAUUCUUGCACUGAAAAUGCAAGCAAGAACCACCCAUGGUGUGCCACAACUGCAAACUACGAUCACUCCAAGCAAUGGAAGUAUUAUGUAUCUAAAGAAUAUGGUGGUAAUUCUGGUGGAAAACAAUGUGCAUUCCCCUUUACAUACAAGAAACGAACGUAUUAUAGUUGCACGAAUGAAGAUGCAGAAAUAGGAAGAUUCUGGUGUGCAACAACUGGGAGUUAUGAUAAGGACAAACAAUGGAGCUACUGUGCUGAUACCAGUAAGAUAACUUUUGGGGGUCCUAGGCCUUCAGUCUUUGAUAGGACAAAGAGUAGGAGUUCCAGUGAGUUGAAAUGUUUGGAAUGUUUACUGGAUAAGAUCAAAGUUCAUCUCAAUAUAAAGACUACCUUCUUUUUUAUUUUUAUUUUUCCAAUAUCUACAGAAUAUGAAGGCAACUCUAAAGGCAAGAGCUGUGUUUUUCCAUUCAUCUACAAUGGGAAAACAUUCACUUCUUGCACCAAUCAAAAUUCAGAGGAUGGAAGAUUUUGGUGUUCUGUCACAAGGAACUAUGACAAACACCGGCAAUGGAGUUACUGUGCUGAUACAAGACUGUAAACCAAGAAGGCCUGUUGGACAAUAUGUAUGAUUCCUCAGGUAAGACAGAAAUGGGAAAGGGACGAGAAAAUGCUUGAGAUGCUAAGGUUAGGUGGGGAAAAGAUCUGGCCACACAAGUCUUUUUAGCACAGUAGAAA
This is a messenger RNA of Thamnophis sirtalis, 851 nucleotides long. The record is from RefSeq and is a predicted model, not a curated record. NCBI's taxonomy places the organism in Eukaryota, Metazoa, Chordata, Lepidosauria, Squamata, Natricidae.